GGCAGCACGAAACACAUCAGUUCCCGGCUGAGGUGGCAACAACUUUCUGGCGCCCUCUCCAGCAUGAGCUCUUCUCGCCCUCCUGAUCACUAGUACGAUCUCCUCAUCAUUGACGGCAAAAAAACCCGCGAGAGACAUAUGAUAAUGCCGGCACAUGGUUGCCUUGGGAGGAGGCAGGAGUCAUGCUCUCAACACACACCAAUUCGCAGCACGGCAAGAACCCGCUCAGCCCGCGCAAGUCGCCGGCGCUCGCCGCGGCGCCCGGGGACACCGCGCCACCAGCCGACCCAGUCGACCCACUCGCCAGCAGCCCUCACCACCAACACCACCAUCACCACCAUCACGAGCACGGCUCAGCAGGCGCGGCGGGCGGCAGGCCGGCCUCCUCCUCGGGCGCGGCCGCGACGACGCUGGCUCAGCGGCUUGAGCUGGUGGCGCGGCGCUUCGUGAGCAAUGUGGUGGGCUGGCCAGGCGGCGGCGGCGGCAGCAGUGGCGAGGAGGAGGAGCGGGGCGGCGAGGAGCAGCCGCGGGAGGGGGACGUGGGCAGCGGUGACAUCGAGACCGCCGCGCGGGUCGCCAGUAUGAUGCUGGCCCCGGGCGCGGCGGUGCACGUGGGCGGCGUGUGGGCGGACGUGCUGGCGCCGGGGCAGCCCAACAACGAGGACGCCCUGUUUGAGUACCUGUCCCGCGAGCGCGCCGCCUACCAGCUGCUGGAGCUACAGCCGCUGACGGUGGCUGUAGCAGUGGACAGCGAGCCGGCUGUAGCAUUGCCGGGCGGUGGCGGCGCGGCUGUAGCAGGCGGCGGCUGCGGGGGUGCUGCGGCCGACCCCACGCCCACCGCCCCUACCGCCGCACACGACCGUGAGGUGGUGGAGGAGGGCGAGAAGCUGGAGCGCCGUGACGGAGCCGGCGGCGGUGCAGGUGCAGGUGCCUGUGGUGGUGGUGCGGCAGCGGGCGGUGGCGGUGGCGGCGACGUGGCGUUCGUGCUGUCGCGGUUCCGAAUGAAGCAUGUGGGCGGCUGGCUGGGCCGUGCGCCGACCGGCCGGUGAGUGGGUGGGUGGGUGGGUAGCUGGGCCGGUGGGUGAGUGGGUGGGUGGGUGGGUGUGGUGGUGUGGCUGGCGGGUGACCCACACAUGUUACGGAGCCAGGGAGAAGACACGGUCAUGUGGGCUAGGGCCGGGAGUGUGACCACAAGUUACUUUGCUAGCAUGUGUGAGUUGCGGGACAGUGUUCUCAGAUGGUGCAGCGGG
Chlamydomonas reinhardtii is the source of this 1250-nucleotide messenger RNA. RefSeq lists its product as uncharacterized. The record is from RefSeq and is a predicted model, not a curated record. Bases 183 to 1049 code for a protein of 288 amino acids. The transcript has 4 exons. Lineage: Eukaryota; Viridiplantae; Chlorophyta; Chlorophyceae; Chlamydomonadales; Chlamydomonadaceae.